Messenger RNA from Coprinopsis cinerea okayama7#130, 156 nucleotides. RefSeq lists its product as hypothetical. The record is from RefSeq and is a predicted model, not a curated record. The transcript has a single exon. NCBI's taxonomy places the organism in Eukaryota, Fungi, Basidiomycota, Agaricomycetes, Agaricales, Psathyrellaceae. The coding region runs from base 1 to 156 and encodes 51 amino acids.
AUGUCGGGCAGUGGAGCCGGGACCGCUGGAAGACUGGACAAGCCGCGCGAGGGUGGCACCGCCUGGAGCCUUCAGCCGCGGGACGAAGCCGCCGAAGGUGAUAAAAGAAUACAAUACUCUGUGGACAGAGUCAAGAGGAAGCGAAAGCCCGUGUAA